ACAUUCUAUGACCAAUUUUGGACGAGUGCGUGGUGGUAUACCUGGACGACAUCCUCAUCUACUCGUGCGACAUGAAGCAGCACGUCGAACACCUGCGACGCGUCUUCUAAAUUCUUUGACGAGACGGUUCUACGUCACACUGUCCAAGAGCGAAUUUUCCAUUGAAAAGGUCCAGUUCCUAGGACACAUGGUGAGCGCUCAAGGAGUUCACGUCGACCCCAAGAAAGUCGAAGCCGUAUACGUGGAAGACACCCGAGAACGUGAAGGAGUUGCAGCAGUUCCUAGGCUUCGCGAAUUAUUACAACAAGUUCGUGCCACAGUAUGUGAAACUCGCAGCACCACUCACGAAUCUGCUGAAGAAGAAACACGAACUACAAAUGGGAAACCAAAGCACAAAGAAGUCGUGGAGCAGCUGAAACAAGCACUCACGUCUGCACCGGUACUCAUCUUGCCAAAUCGAAGCUGACGCUAAGCGACCAGGCAA
This is a messenger RNA of Closterium sp. NIES-67, 484 nucleotides long. NCBI's taxonomy places the organism in Eukaryota, Viridiplantae, Streptophyta, Zygnematophyceae, Desmidiales, Closteriaceae. The record is from the annotation of a GenBank genome assembly.